UUAAUUGUGUUCUUCUUCCCGCACUUCGCAUUGUGGCGCGAAACCGACGUCUUCUCGAGUGACUUAAAAAUAUAAUAUCUUUUUAAUUUGUAAUAAUAAUAAAGGGAGUAUAAUAAAUAAAGAGAUAACUAGUGCGAUCUGUGCCACACAAACAACAGUUAUCCUUUUGUAUUCGGGAACAUGUUCCAGCUGCGAUCAAUAUUUAUUAUAUUUCUAAUUUUUCUAUUACAAUAUUCGCAAGGGCAGGAUGCGAAUUGUGAUUUUCAACAAAAUGUGACGGUGGGUCGCACGUACUACGUGUACAGUCCCCGGUACCCGAGCAACUACCCUGCGGGGGUGCAGUGUCGCUGGAUCGCCAACUGUCCCCCGGGAUACAACUGCAGGGUGGACUGCACCGACGUAGACCUACCUGCGUCACCGUCAUGCUCUGUGGACCGUCUCCUUAUAUCGAAGACUGGCGACCCGCAGCUGACCGCGGCCGACUACUACUGCGGUCGAGGCUCCGUCACUGCUGUGUCCACCGCCCAGCGUCUGAGUAUCGGUCUGAUAAUUUCGGCGAGGUCUCCCGGAGGGCGGUUCAUGUGUACUCUCACAGCCCAGGCUGAUAAUACAGCGAACCAGUGCUCAUGUGGAUACAAGAAAAGGAAUCGCAUCGUCGGCGGUCAGGAGACGUACCCGAACGAGUAUCCCAUGAUGGCGGGUCUGGUGUACGUGUCCCAGCGGCAGAUCCGCUGCGGCGCCGUCAUCAUCGACCGCCGGUACGUGCUCACCGCCGCCCACUGCGUCGUCAACAAGAUGGUCAGUGACCUGGCUGUUAUAGUGGGCGAGCAUAAUGUGUCCACUGGCGGUGACUCGCCCGCAACUCAAGGUUUCAGAGUUUCCUCCUAUAUUGUGCACCCGCAGUUUAAUCCGUCAACAUUUGACUACGACAUCGCGAUAGUGAACCUGGUGGGUAUGAUCACGUUCAGCGAGUACGUGGGGCCGGUCUGCCUGCCCUUCAAGUACGCCAACAGGGACUUCGCCGGGAGUAAAGUCACCUUAUUAGGUUGGGGCACACAGAUGACUGGUGGUGAGACCUCCGACGUCCUACGCAAGGUGGACGUGGAGGUGAUCAGCCAGGCGUCCUGUCAGCGCGCCGUCACCUCGCUGACGCCGCGACAGAUGUGCACCUACACGCCGGGGAAGGACGCUUGCCAGGACGACUCCGGCGGCCCCGCUCUGUUCACGGACCCCACCACCGGGCUGCUUUUCAACAUCGGCAUCAUCAGUUUCGGCCGACUGUGUGCCACCGCAGGAGACCCCGGUGUCAACACACGAGUCACUGCUCUACUCGACUGGAUAGUCAUGAACGCUCCUGCUGAUUAUUGUAGAAAAUAAAAAUUAUAUUCAUUA
This is a messenger RNA of Aricia agestis (brown argus), 1392 nucleotides long. RefSeq names its product venom serine protease 34-like. Gene Ontology annotation, biological process: proteolysis. The coding region runs from base 181 to 1377 and encodes 398 amino acids. The record is from RefSeq and is a predicted model, not a curated record. NCBI's taxonomy places the organism in Eukaryota, Metazoa, Arthropoda, Insecta, Lepidoptera, Lycaenidae. The transcript has 10 exons. Gene Ontology annotation, molecular function: serine-type endopeptidase activity.